GGUGUAAAUAGGCAUAAUGAAAUCAUUGCCGAUCCAAGAGAUAUUGGAAAUUGAAUUCAGGACUGCCUCCGUUCUCAAAAUCUUGCAAUUUGAAGGUCGAUGCUCCUCUCGUGUCUCAUUGUCUCCACGAGAUUCUCCGCAGUUUAUAAAUUCAAGUCAUCACAAAUGAAAAAAGCUUGAUCAAAAUUCUACAUUUCAUUAUAUCCAGUUGAUUUGCGAUUGAUUAGACAGUCUUACCAGUACACAUAUCAAAAUAAUCUUUAGGUUUUACGUUGGAAUAUGCUGAGCUCUGAGACUUUGUUAGAUUCGGAUGCAGAGGACGAUAUUGAGUUAAAUACAGUGGUUGCAUUUGCAGCGCGUCAUUUAGUGGAGGAGAUAGAAGGGCAGGUGUUGUAUCAAGAAAAAUACCACAAGGAAAAGAUUAAAACAUUAACGGUUGCACUUGUUAUAUGCCUAAACAUCGAUAUUGACCCACCUGAUGUGCAGAAAAUCCCACCAUUUUCCAGGGUUGAAGCGUGGUUCGACCCGACAGAUGCUAACAGUCUGCAUGCUUUGGAAACCAUUGGAAAAAAUUUACAGUCUCAGUACGAACGGUGGCAACCACGUGCAAGAUACAAGCAGUGCCUUGAUCCUACUCUGGAUGAUGUGAAGAAAUUAUGUCUCAGUUUGAGACGUAACGCCAAAGAUGAUAGGAUUUUGUUUCACUAUAAUGGACAUGGAGUCCCAAGACCCACUGAGAAUGGUGAAAUAUGGGUUUUUAACACUAAAUUUACAAAAUACAUCCCAUUAUCAUUGUAUGAUCUCCAGAGAUGGUUAGGUGCACCUGCAGUUUAUGUGCUUGAUUGUCAAAAUGCUGGCAGAAUUAUACAAAUGUAUGAGGUGUUUUGUGAACGACGCAAAGCCGAGGCAGCUGUAGCUGAACAAAGACAAAUGGAAUAUGAUGGGAAAACUGAUCAGUCAGAGCUCUUUCAGUCUAAUCACCAAUCGCAUGGUGCACCCUAUGAAGGUGCUAAUUACUCAGAUGCACACAUUCAGAUGCCUGUACCGAACCCAUCCCAUAUUGUAAGUAUGGAGAAUACAAUUAUGUUGGCUGCCUGCGGUAAAGACGAAGAUCUGCCACAGAAUCCUAAUCUGCCAGCAGAUUUGUUCACUGCUUGUCUCACUACUCCGAUUAGAAUGGCUUUACGUUGGCACUGGUUAAGGCACCAAGAAUAUUUCCCAGGUUUUUUAGAUGAAGCCUUGCUGGAUCGUAUACCAGGUUCUCACUCAAAUCGAAUGUCUUUAUUAGGCGAAAUUAAUUGGAUAUUCACGGCUGUUACGGAUACCAUCGCUUGGUGUAGUUUUCCACUGGAUAUAUUUCAAAAAUUAUUUCGCCAAGAUUUGCUUAUUGCUAGUUUAUUCAGAAACUUUCUAUUAGCUGAACGUAUAAUGAAAUGUUAUGGUUGUCAACCGGUUUCAGCGCCUUUAUUACUGCCUACCUAUCAGCAUAGUAUGUGGGAUGCAUGGGACCAUACAUUGGAUCGUGUCAUUCAUUAUUUGCCUAGAAUGUUGAAAAUUAUCGAAGGUAGUCCGUAUGUUGAAAAGAAAUUACCUAUUAUCCGUCCUAAUCCAAAUCCGUCUAAUGGUCAGAUGAAUCAUCACCAUCAUCAAUUAGAUAAUCCUGUUCAUCAAAAUAACUCAAAUAAAGUCAUGAAUGCUGCUAGUAGUCACAACUAUAAUAUUAACAAUCGAAUUCCUUCUCCCAUUGGAAAUGUCCCUUUGGAUGCUUGUAUAAAUCGUGUAGGGCAAUUUUGUAUACAACAACAUCAACCACGGUACCCAAAGCAGCAGCAGCAACAGCAACUACAACAACCAUCUCAAGGAAUGCUUGGUGGAGUUGCUGGUGAACGAGGUGGUGUACAGUUCCUCCGACAAAUGACGACUCUCGCUCCUCUUUGUCUACCGCCAACUAAACCACAUCAUUCAACUAAUAUGCCGCCUUCGAAUCAAAUUUCAAAUGACGCAGCUAGUCCGACCACCUCAGCGACUACUAAUGUCGGUGUGACGACAACAGUGACAACUGUUGAUCCUUCAAAAAUAUCUUCAGUUGCACCGCCUGUUGGUCAUCCAAACAACCAAUCGGAUCGACAAUUGAAUGAUUCUCGUGUAGAGAAUCACUUAGCUGGUACUAAUUUGCUUCGUGGUAGUAAUGAUCAAUUGAUAGUUAAUCAACAUCAACUCAUUGGUGGUUUACCUUUAGACUACCAACGAGGUCAAAACCAGAGAACGUCUGGUCAAGUCUCAGCGUUAGCAUCCAAAUCAAGGACAUGUAAACCAGUCCAAAGCUCAGUGGCUCCCCCUCCAGGAUUUAAUCAUCAGAACCAGCCAAAACAGAAACAGUCGUCUUUAUCGUGUAAACUGGAGAUGGAAACAAUAAAUUUAACCUCAAAGAAAUCUAUUUUAGCUUUAAUUGGAUCAGAUCAGCGUUAUCGCGCACCUGCUAACAACAUCCAUAAUAAUGAUAGUAAAACUGAGUCGACUAACAUGAUGAUUGAAUCACAUAGUUUAGAACAAAAACACGUUUUGCCAACACGUGAAUUAUCUAAGAGCAAGAAAAGUGAUCCUAUUACAGCAAGUGAUGUUUGCCCAACAACAAAUAUAACUGAGGAUAGCCAACGGCAGCACGAACCAUUCACGGACAACUCGAAGGAAAAACAGGUGGAUCAAAUAUCUGAGCAGAUUGUAGAUAAACAGUCUACUACUGAAGAUAUUUUAACCAAUCCUCAAGUGAAUCACGUGAAGAAUUUCACUUCUAAAUGCAGUGAAAAUGUGAACACAGACGUUGGUAAAGGAUGUGAUGGUGAUAACAAUAAUGACGAUGAGGAUACUGGGGAUAGCGAUGAUGAUGAUGAUGAUGUCGACGAUGAUGACGUGGAUGUUGACGAGGAUGAUGAUGACGAAGAUGAUGAUGAUGAUGAUGACGAUGAUGAUGAUGAUGAAGACGAGGAUGAUGAAGUGAAAUCCAAUCCGGUUACUUCAAAUGCGCCAAACACAACUGCUUCUGCUGCAUUUACAGUAACAACGUGUACAUCUACAAAUACGGAAUCGAUCAUCACAACAACACUAACCACAACAACUGCUGCUGCUAAUACAAAUACUACUACAAUGACACACUUUGGAAAACCAUUUGCUCGUGUCAUAAAUCUGAAUGAUAACAAGAAUGAGUCGAAAAAGACAAAUAAUAAUAAUAAAGACAUUGUGGAUGUUGUUAAUAAUUUUCUUAUGGUUACUACUAACUGCGCUAACAAUGUGGGUAAUCAAACGAAAGAGCAGCUUUCACGUAGUCUUUCUUGUCCAUAUUUAUUUUCUCGUUCAAUGAGAGGACAUUACCAUUAUCAUCAUUAUCAGAAUACACGGCAACAGAAACAAUUAGAGAAAAUCAAUUUAGACCAUGUAUCUCAUAGACGUCAAACAUCUGUUCAACAACCCCUUCUACGACCGUCUCAGUCUCCUAUAACGAAGGUAAAUAAUGAUACUAAUAGUAAUGCAAUAAACUUGACGUCAUUGAAAAAAAUAGUAGAUGAAACUAAUAAUUUAUGUGAGGAUACAAAGAAUUCUCAAAAUAAGUUGAAUCAUCCUCAAUUGCAACAACAACAAAGUCAGCAAGUGAAUAUGCAAAACAGUGAUUUACACACUACACUGAAACACGAUAAUUCGGAUAAUAAUAUAAUUCCAAUGAAUAAGGAGGAGGAACCCCCAGUAUUAACACAGAAACAGGUUACUCAGCAUAAUAAAUCUAUGGAUGUGCGGACUAGGUCACCUGUGAGACCUCAUAAACAAACUUUACCUCAUUAUCCGCAUGGUUAUGAAAAGUUAUAUUUACUGCCCAGUGGCAGUGACGCUAGUAAUCCUCCUGGACAUUAUCUUCAUCGUGUUGGUACGAAGCCAGGGGUGAACCGUUUGCUACCACCACAGCCAACAAUAACAGGGGCACCUUUUCAAACCAAUUCAACAACUCAAUAUUUAGACCAAAGAAUAUGUAUACGAUUACCGAAUGAUGCCAGUAGCCGACCAUUAUUAACUAAUAAUCAUGUUCAUCGUGAAAAUGUCCCCAAUGUGAGUAGAUUUCCAUCUAACUAUACUUCAAAUAUGAUACCUUCAAGUCAGCAAGUUAUCUCUAAUCCAUUGUUACAGACUACUGAGCAAUCGAAUCAGCUAGCUUCAACUACUGUUAGCUCCGGCUCUGUGAUAGGUGGCAGUGGACCAGAUUCAUUUUUCACCAGUCAAAUGACUGCGUUUAAAAUAUGGUUACAGACAGCUGAUGAAAGACGUCCACCAGCUACUCAACUUCCAAUUUUGUUACAGAUUUUAUUAAGUCAAAGUCAUCGAAUUCGUGCAAUGCAAUUGUUAAGUGAGUUCCUUGACUUAGGACCGUGGGCUGUGGCUCAUUGCUUAACUGUCGGCAUAUUUCCCUACAUAGUUCGAUUAUUUCAUUCACCAGUGCCUGAAGUGAAGCCACACUUAGUGUUCAUCUGGGGUAAAAUCAUCGCUAGCGCACAGACGGAAUUCGGUCGCAAUGAUUCUGUCCGUGAUUUCGGCUAUAAAUAUUUUAUCACUUGUCUAAGUGAUACAGAGAAUCUUUCUCCUCUUACUCGAACGAUAACAGCUUUUGCAUUGGCUAAAAUGUUAGAAAAAGACCAAUCUGGAGAGCCUGAUGCGUUUUUUCAAGAUGUGUACUUGAAACAGAAUUUUUUACCAAUCGUACUUACUCAGUUGUUUGAUAAUACACCUAAGCAUCACCAAGAAAUGCAUAUACGCAUGCGAUUAUGGCUGAUUCUUGCAUUGGCUAAGUUAUGGUGUAAAAAUGAUGAAGCUCGUUGGUUUGGUAUUCGACAUAAUGUACCUGAAGUUCUACUUGCCUACUUAAAUGAUGUUUCCCCUGAGGUUCGAGCUGCUACAGUAUAUGCUCUUGGCACUCUUAUAGAGAAUCAGACAACAGACCCAUCAAAACAAGACCACGCUGAUCAGAUAAGUCAUGAAAUCGGUGGUCAGUUAGUGAAAAUUACCUCUCGUGAUGCAAGUCCGCUAGUUCGUUGUUUGUUAGUUGAAGCAUUUCGUGGGUUAGUGAAACAGUUUGAAGCACAAUUGUGUGCUAUUGGCAUUCAAUACAUACAAGAAAUUAAAGUGAGACAAUCGCAACUACAACAAAAUUGUGCAAAACUGUCAACUUUUCCAGCAUCUCCAUGUCCUAUCAAAAGACCUAUGCGUCAUAGUACGAUCAAUUUAAUCACACCUCCUGGAGGAGGAACAGUUAGCGUUGGAAUUAAUAACAGUCUACAAUUAUCUCAUCAAAUGGAGUCAACUGUAUUUUCACAAGCCAGUCAAUCCUUCAAGAGGUCUACAAGUCGAGAAAAUAAUCCAUUAGCUGUUAAAUCUCAAAGUUAUUAUAGAGGUCAUUUAAAUUUGCAACGUCCAUCGUCACCAAUUCUACAUAAAUUGUCUACCAGUCCUGGUUCAGUGUUUUUCACUGGUAGUGGAAAUACACCUAGUACAAAUAUUUAUGUUCAAUUUUGGUUGACAUUAGUUCAGUUGGCACAAGAUCCUUAUCCGGAAAUCUCUCGACUAGCUACAAUUUUAAUUCAGCAUUUAUAUGCUAAGAUACGUGAAAAGACUGAAUAUCAGGCUAACCAUAUUUCACCUAAUAUCAAAAAUGUGGUUGGCAAUAAUUCAUCGUCUACACCGGACAUUUCAUCACAGGUGCUUGGAUCUGAUUCACAUGUAGCGGCGGCCAUUAAUGUAUCCUCCUGUGCUCCAAUAAAUCCCCAUGUCCAAUCAAAAUCCAGUGGAGUGAAUCACGUACCUGUUAUGAAUGGCACAGCUGACCGGGUCGGUGCUAAAGAAUUAUCUUCAAAUUCUACAACAUAUUUGACAUCGUCGCUAAAGACAUCUACUGCAACUACAACAGGGGCGACACUUAUUCAUUCUGCUCAGUUUCCAGGUAGAAGACAUCAACAAACUGAUCAGCGUUUACGUGUGUCGGUUACAAAUCUGCCGAAUACAAUAUUGAAUAAAAAUCCUAUAAUGCCAUCGUCCCUUAAUUGUGACAAUAAUGAUAAUACAAGCGAUGAUAAUUCUAACACUUCCCCUUCUUCGAAUUUAUCAGACGUGCGUACACAGUUCUUUUCAUGGUCGUGUCGUUGGUUCACUCGCCCCCUGUUGUCCACUUAUGGUCAAUUGAGUGCUCAUCACGGAAGUGGUCAUGACAACUAUAUUAUUAAUAAAUUCAAAAAUAAUGAAAGUUUAACUAAUCAUUCAAUUUUGGACAAUGAAUUAGUCUCCUUGGGUACAGUCUCGGUUGAUCCAGAUGCUGUUGCUUAUACAGACCGUGUAAAUCGUCUACGAAGACAACGUAAACUUUCUCGUCUAGGACGUAUAAAAUGGGAACGUUUCGCCGGUGAAGUAUGCUGUCCUACUACACCAAUGGCAAAUAUGACUCGAAGUGUUUCAACUGAUCAUAAUACCAAUAACACUAGUAGCAGCCGUAUAAGUCUGCGUAGUAAUGAUAGCGGAGGUAGUAGUAGUACAAGCAAUUCAUCCACCAUUGUUACACUUCAUCCUAGUGCACUUUACAAUUGUACUGCUGCCACUACUACUUCUCCUAGUAAUAUUAGUAGUGGUUAUAGUAAUAUUGAAUUCGACGGUAUAUCAACAAAAAUAAAGUUUCAUCCAUAUCAACCAUAUUUGGUUGUUGUUAAUCCAAAAAAAGGUGUUGCAAUACAUUCAUCAAAGAACUUGGAUCGCUUACAUUGUAUCAAUCUAUCAGAUUCAUCGAAUCCUCUAUUUCCUGAAAUAUCGUCGCCGUUGUCAUCUGUAGACGGGUAUUCACGGGCAGGUUAUGUUACCGAUGUGGACUUUAUCAAUGCAGCUGAAGAGCAAAGUUUACUAUUAACAGCUACAAAUGAUGGUUAUAUUCGUGUAUGGCGUAAUUAUACACAUCAUCUUGGUCAAGAUCCAGAGAUACUCACUGCCUGGGCUGGUAUUACUGAUUUACAUCAAACUGACUAUCCAAUUGGUGUUGUUGUCCAUUGGAAUCAACAAGCGAAUCAAUUAUCUGUCUCAGGUGAUACUCGAACAAUACGUAUAUGGGAUUGUUAUUGUGAAUCAAGAUUAAGAGAUUUGAAUACUGGUGCAGACACCUCGGUAACAUGUCUUACUCAAAGUGGAGAUAAUCAUUUAAUCGCAGCUGGAUUCAAUGAUGGAGGAGUACGGGUUUGGGAUUUACGUGUACCAUCGAGUCAUAAUAAUGAUAAUCUUAUAUUCAAUAGUCAGGCUGAUUCAGAUCGGAUACAUAAAGUAAUGUUUUCACCGUUGAAUCGACUGUAUGCUAUAGGCGCUAUGGGUGGUGUUGGAGUGUGGCAGUUAUCCUCAUCAGCUGGUAGCAAUAACAUCACUAUGACAACUUCUACUACAACGAGUACUCCUACUGCUACUUGUGUGAGGAGUAACUAUGGUCGCACUAGGUGUAUAUCAACAGCGGUUACAUCACCACCACACUUUACCAAUGCUAUGGGUAUUCGUAGCGAUUCUUAUAAUAGUGGUAAUAGCAAUGCUACGACAUCUCGACGAUUUCGACGACUACCAUGUCCUCCACGAUUAUCUUUGCCAGCUAAUUCAUUUGUCAGUUGCGCUGAUUUACUGGUUGAUUUGUCCUCUCCACAUGCGCAUCUUGCAGUAGCUGGUUAUCGUGGUCAGUCAAGUAUUUCUCUGCAUCGUAUUCAAGAUGGAAGUUUACAUUCAUCUAUUAAACACUAUGGUCAUCUUAGUCGAGAGCAAUUCGGAACACCUACAUGUUGUACUUUCCAUCCGAAUGAGGUUUGUUUUAAUGCUUACAACCGUUUUUUUUUCUUACAGCAGAGUAGUUUGGGUGCAAUUGAUUGAUUUCAGUAUACGUUUGUUCAUCAGUUAGUACCAAGUAUCACAGUUGUUUUGUUCCAUCUUUUGACUGCUCAAUAGUGAGAAUCCAGUCUGUCAUAAUGAAACAACUUUUCAGUGUUUCUCGGUUCCCAGUGUAUCUCUAACCGGUAUUGAUUCAUACUGAAGAAGGAACCACUGUGGUAUUCUACAGAAAAAAAGUUAUUUUCAUUGAAACAACAAUUUUAUUGUAUUUUUAUUAUUUUGCAUUGAUUUUUGUAGCUUCUAAUAGCCGCCGGUUUGGACGAUGGAUCCCUGCUACUGCUGAAUGUUCAGCAUGGACCAAGCAACAAGUAGAUGAUGGUGACUGUGAAUUAAUGACUGACAGUCAACGAUUAAUUUCUACAUCCUAAUUAUUUUCUAUUCUAAACCAUAUAUAUAUAUAUAUAUAUAACCUUGUUUUGUCUGUACAUAAAUCAGCAUAAUCAGGGGCUUUCCAUUCUAAUCUCCAUUGUGGUUUCGUUUUCAUCAUGAAAUGCAACGCAAAUUCUUCCUUCUCUGUCUGUCUUAAGGAGAAGAUCAUUAUAAUUGCGUCUAUAUGUUAGUAUAUAUUGAUAUCUGUUCGUAUUUUUCAAAUAUUUUCUAUGCUUCUUUUGAAAGCAAAAUCCAUCUUGAUAAAUAUGUUCAUCUUUCACAUUUGACAUGUACUGUUGUUUACUUCUUGUGUGUGUGUAUGUCUGUUUGUGCGUAUCUCAGCCUGUGUUUUGCUUAAUGCUCUUCACUGUCCAACCUAACGUACAAAUUAGUACUAGUCUUUCCGUAUCACCUUUUUUUCUUUUCUAUACACUACUCUCCAUUGAACAGCGAAACACGGAGACACACAUAUACAAGUGCAUUGAGGUACUUUGGAUCAAGUAUGUACAUCUUGAAUCUCUUCCUAAAUAAAGAUUGCAAUUUUUCAAAGAAAAUGAAGAGAUCAUGCCCAGUAUUCAUGAUACUGAUUACAACGGUAUAUUUUAUAUACUCUAAUGUACUUUUUCUCAUUCCUAUUUGCUUAAUCUUGUCCAUUUUCCUUUUAUUGCUUGACUUUCUACCUUGUUUCUUUCAGUUAUCUUUCUUCUGCCUAUCUAGCUAUCUUUGUAUAUCCCUUUUUCAUUUCAUAUUCCCUACCUUUUUAUAUACCAGUGAUUCAUUUGUAUCUUUGCAUAUGUCAACAGAGUAAAACAAGUAAUAGUUCUUCAAUUUCAGAUUUUACUUCAUUAUAUAUCAAGACAUCGUUUAGAGGCUGCUGGAUGAUAACUGUUCAAUCCUAUGUUAGGUGGGAAGUCCUGAUGUAAAUCAAUUGUAUGCGUGUACCUGAAAAAUGUCUCUUCAGAAUUGGCAUUAUAGGCCCUCCCAUCGAUGGGCGACAACGUAAUUCACUACAAAUUCAUGUCAUUAAUAAAAAAGAGGAUUUAUAGCCAAGGUUGAUGAUUUCGAUUUAGUUUUGUUCUCUGAGCUGCAUUCAUUAUACCGCCAAUGUUAAUGGUGUGGUUUUAGGACGUCUCCUGGAGGAAUACGAAAAAAAAUUUACAGCAGAGGUAGGGUUAUUGUAGAACGUUAAUAAAGAACAUUAUGAGGUAUAAAGUGGAUCAGCUGCUGUCAAAAAUGUACAAUUAUCAUGAUGAUAAUAAUUAUAGGUGAUGAAAACGCACACCUUUGCAUUAAUCAGAUACAGCUGUGAAGAUAAUAUUAAACCAGGGGAAGGACUAUACUCCCUGACUCAUGAUGUUCACAAAUAGGAGAUUUCAUUCUCUUCUGUUUACCUUUUGUCAACCAAAUCAGAUAAUGUGUUUAGCCAAGUACUUUUGAACAACUCACAGCGUACAUACCUUCCCUUUAUGGAUAUAUUUUCUCAUGAAUUUUUUACCGCAAUAGACUGCCACUAAGAACGACUGUUAUAGUACUGAAGGUUAUUUUCCUAAAUAUCACUCCAUGAAGCACAAGUUUGUAGAUAUUCUUCAGACUAGUAAUGCAGUCCUUACUAUUACAUCAUACUCGUUUUAGAAAAUGAAAUGGUUGUCAAUGGCGCAGAUGUAUUCAGUUUCUGUAAUCUUUCAUAUUCCUUUCUACCAUUACUCAUUCUGUUUCACUCUUAUACCUGUCAAAACUCUAUUGAUUCUCUUCAUUCAUUUUCUUGUGUACCUUUGUGUGCUCUUUGGAACUUGGCAACUCGAACUGCUGCACUUCGGUGCCAAGUUCUAUGUUGAAUCCAGCCAGCCAACAAAACAAAAGUAUCCAGGUGACCUACUAACAGGUACUUCAGUAUUGAGCGAAACGUCAUCAGUUGACAUUAUUCACCUUUGAAAUUGCAUUCAAGGAAUGUAGAAAGGAGACUUGGAUUGGUAAUAAUCUGAAGAAGUGUAAGAAAACAAUACUUAUCUUCAGCGUCUUAUCC
Molecule: messenger RNA, 10327 nt
Organism: Trichobilharzia szidati
Lineage: Eukaryota; Metazoa; Platyhelminthes; Trematoda; Strigeidida; Schistosomatidae
Source: the annotation of a GenBank genome assembly